AUGCCAGCCCGUUAUGUUCAAGUAGCAAAAGCUCUCUUCGGUGGAAGUAGUCUUAUCAGUGACGAAAAGGGAAAUGUUUCUGUUUCUCCAAAAGCUGCUGAAAAAGUCAACAAGGAAGCUCAUAAAUAUCUUCCAACUUGGUCCAGAUCUGAAAAUUAUGAACCAUACGAAUUCAUUGAGUAUCAUGAUGCUGCUCUCAGAGCAAAUAAGGACUUGGUGAACUUGUUCCCAGAAGGUGGUGAUUAUGAAACCAACAACAUUUCUCCAAAGUUAGGUACUGAAAUCAAGGGUAUCCAAUUAUCUAAUCUUAGCAACGAAGCUAAAGAUGAAUUGGCUUUGUUGGCUGCUCAAAGAGGUGUUUUGGUAUUCCGAGACCAAGAUUUCCUUGAAAAAGGUCCUGAAUUUAUCUCCAAUUACGUUAGCUACUAUGGUACACCACAUAUUCAUCCAACUUCAGGUUCACCAAAAGGGGUUUCUGAUAUUCAUGUUGUUUUAAGUGGUAAUACAGAAGAAGAUCCAUUUGUUAACAGAAACAAUCUUGUUGGUUUCCACUCAGAUGUUUCUUAUGAAUUAAACCCAACUUCACUCUCUUUCCUUUCUGCUACCAACAUUCCAAAAUCUGGUGGUGGUGACACUGUUUUUGCUAGUACUACUGAAGCUUACAACCGUUUGUCCCCAUUGUUUAGAGAAAAAUUAGAAGGCUUGAAAGCUGUCCACAGUGCAGUUGAUCAAGCUAAUCUUGCUGUCUUUAAAAAAGGUGUAGUUAAGAGACACCCGGUUGAAAAUGUUCAUCCAGUUAUUAGAACCACUCCAUUGGGACAAAAGGUUUUGUAUGUUAACAAUGGUUUUACCAAAAGAAUUGAAGGUUUGAAGGAAGAAGAGUCGGCUGUAUUGUUGAAAUUUUUGCUUGACCACAUUUGGAAAGGUCAUGACUUUCAAAUCAGAGCUCAUUGGGAACCAAACACCGUUGUUAUCUUUGAUAACAGAGUUGUUGCCCAUUCCGCUAUUCUUGACUUUGAUACUACUGACUCAAGAUUAAUUAUUCGUUCUUCUGCCAGAGGUGAAAGACCUGUUGCGGAUUUGAAGGAUUUAAAUAAACCAGAUGAAAAUUUGAUUUAUCAUGGUCCUGAAUACUUGGGCGACAGAUUGGAAUCGUUGGCUAUUUAA
Molecule: messenger RNA, 1167 nt
Organism: Candida tropicalis MYA-3404
Lineage: Eukaryota; Fungi; Ascomycota; Pichiomycetes; Serinales; Debaryomycetaceae
Exons: 1
Coding region: 1-1167 (388 amino acids)
Biological process (GO): sulfur compound catabolic process
Cellular component (GO): cytoplasm
Molecular function (GO): sulfonate dioxygenase activity
Source: RefSeq, a predicted model, not a curated record